This is a messenger RNA of Saccostrea echinata, 1564 nucleotides long. RefSeq lists its product as uncharacterized. The record is from RefSeq and is a predicted model, not a curated record. NCBI's taxonomy places the organism in Eukaryota, Metazoa, Mollusca, Bivalvia, Ostreida, Ostreidae. Gene Ontology annotation, molecular function: histone deacetylase activity. Bases 107 to 1195 code for a protein of 362 amino acids. The transcript is spliced from 8 exons.
CCCACCAUAUGGACGUAGGAAUGUGAAUUUAAAAGCUGACAUUCCAACCCGGCCACAUAGCUGUUUGUAACAGUUGAAAGAAAAUUUUGGCUGAUGGGAGGAAGUGAUGAAGAUGAGGAAUGUAAUAUCUGUGUCAGAUAUAAGGAAAUUGAAUUGCUGCAGAAAAAUGAAAUUCAAGUCAUCUGAUCAAAAGAGGUCAUGUUCACUUGAUUUAAGCAAAAAGCACUCAAACAGUAGGGAUAUUCUUGAAAAGGUCAAAAGGCUGGAAAUACAUGGUCUUCCCAUUGUACAUCAUGAUGGAUACGUGUGUGAAUUUCCCUUUAAACAUAGAUUUGCGAUGAGAAAAUUCCAUGGAGUUUUACGAUAUCUCAGAACUGAUAAUGUGAUAUCAAUGAAACAGAUCUUUAAACCAACUGCUAUAGACCCAGAUUUGCUAAAACUUGUGCAUACUCCCAACUAUGUUGACCGAUUCCUUACUGGGAAAACAACAGUUGAAGAGCAGAGACUCACUGGAUUUAAAUGGAGUCUGGGAAUUGUAUCAAGAUGCAGAUUAGAAACAGGAGGAACACUUUUGGCGGGUCGAAUUGCUAUGGAGCAUGGGAUAGCAUGCAGCACAGGAGGUGGUACUCACCACGCCUUUCCUAGCCACGGGGCUGGGUAUUGCCUUUUGAAUGAUAUGGCGGUCACUGCUGCUGUUUUGUUUAAAGAGUGCCAAGUCCAAAAAGUCCUGAUUGUGGACCUGGAUGUUCAUCAGGGUGACGGCACAGCUUACAUCUUCAGCGACAGUUGUGCAAUUUUUACUUUCUCAAUGCACUGUGAAAAAAACUAUCCUUUAAAGAAACAGGCAAGCGACAUGGAUAUAGGGCUUAUAACGGGAAUUUCCGAUACAGACUACUUAAACCACGUACAGUCCUAUCUCCCUUGGCUGCUGGACAGUUUUAGACCUGAUCUUGUUCUGUAUGAUGCUGGUGUUGACCCACAUGAAAAGGAUGAAUUAGGGAAGCUUAGUCUAACAGAUGAAGGGCUAUUCUUGAGAGACUGGUUUGUAAUUGACUCUUGUGUGUCACGUGGUAUUCCAGUUGCUACUGUGAUUGGAGGAGGCUAUGACAGAGAUAUCAAUAGAUUGGCGUUACGUCAUACACUCGUGCACAGAGCCGCCACUAAAGUAUGGCAUGAUCGGAUAUCAAAAAGGUGAUUUUCAUCGAUUCAGGGAUCUGUAAGGAAAUAAAACUUUUCAAUCACAUGAAAUAUAUCUUUAAACGUUUUAAGUGUGAUGUAAAACAUUUUGAUCCCCUGGAACUACCUGUUGGACUUGAGGAAAUGUUUUACUUUCAAAUCCAUGUGGGAACUAGCUGCAGUUUUAAGGAUUUGCAGAUUCGGCCAAAACGUUGCCUUCCCAAAGCAAAAUAUUAAUUUUGAUUUAAUUAUUUUUGUUUUACUAUUUCUUAUUGAUUGCUUGAUCGCAAAACAACGUUGACAAACUUCAACGUUAUACCCAGGUGUAUGUAUGUGAAAGUGUGUAGUUUUUGAGAAUCGAAGAUCAUUAAAGUCUAGAUAUAGUUUU